Molecule: messenger RNA, 2759 nt
Organism: Rosa rugosa (rugosa rose)
Lineage: Eukaryota; Viridiplantae; Streptophyta; Magnoliopsida; Rosales; Rosaceae
Product: putative DEAD-box ATP-dependent RNA helicase 29
Exons: 11
Coding region: 107-2548 (813 amino acids)
Cellular component (GO): nucleus
Molecular function (GO): RNA binding; ATP binding; RNA helicase activity
Source: RefSeq, a predicted model, not a curated record
CACGUAAUAGGUUUUGGAGAACGAGGAGGGUUUAGGUCGUCUCCUUCAGUUAAACAAAAUUGCAGAGAAAACCCUAGAAAUCUAAAAGCCCAGAAAUCUCUCUCCGAUGGUGGCACCGCCGCCCAAGUACGUGAGCUCGGUAGGCGAUCUGAAGCGCCGCGAGUUGCAGAAGAAGAAAGCCAAGUCGGGAGGGUUCGAGUCUCUCAACCUAAGCCCCAAUGUCUUCAAAGCAAUCAAGCGCAAGGGCUACAAAGUCCCCACACCCAUUCAGCGCAAGACCAUGCCCCUUAUUCUCUCCGGAAACGACGUCGUCGCCAUGGCCCGAACCGGUUCCGGCAAAACGGCGGCGUUUCUCAUCCCCAUGCUCGAGCGUUUGAAGGAGCACGUCCCCCAGGGCGGUGUUAGGGCUCUCAUUCUCUCCCCCACUAGAGACUUGGCUCUUCAGACCCUCAAGUUUACCACAGAGCUCGCCAAUUUCAUGGAUCUUCGGAUUAGUUUACUAGUUGGUGGUGAUAGCAUGGAAAGUCAGUUUGAGGAGCUGGCUCAAAACCCGGAUAUUAUAAUUGCAACCCCUGGCAGGCUGAUUCACCAUUUAACUGAGAUCGAUGAGAUGUCGCUUCGCUCUGUGGAGUAUGUUGUUUUUGAUGAGGCCGAUUGUCUCUUUGGCAUGGGUUUCGCUGAGCAAUUGCAUAAGAUUCUUGCGCAGCUGAGUGAUAACCGUCAGACCUUGCUCUUUAGUGCAACAUUACCUAGCGCGCUCGCAGAGUUUGCGAAGGCUGGUCUGCAGGACCCUCGCCUUGUGCGGCUUGAUUUGGAUACUAAGAUUAGCCCCGACUUGAAGCUUAUGUUUUUCACCCUGCGACAGGAGGAGAAGCAUGCGGCAAUACUUUAUUUGGUAAGGGAGCAUAUUCGUUCCGAUGAGCAGACGUUGAUAUUUGUAUCCACUAAGCAUCAUGUGGAGUUCCUGAAUAUCUUGUUUAGAGAAGAGGGCAUUGUGCCUUCUGUGUGUUAUGGUGACAUGGAUCACGAUGCUCGGAAAAUUCAUAUAUCAAAGUUUAAGCACAGAAAGACUAUGUUGUUAAUUGUCACUGAUGUUGCAGCCAGGGGAAUUGAUAUUCCGUUGCUUGACAAUGUUAUCAAUUGGGAUUUUCCCCCAAAGCCUAAACUUUUUGUCCAUAGAGUAGGUCGAGCUGCAAGGGCUGGUCGGACUGGGACUGCGUUCUCUCUUGUGACAUCUGAAGACAUACCUAACCUUUUAGAUCUUCAUCUGUUUCUUUCAAAACCGAUUAGGCCGGCACCUACCGAGGAGGAGGUUUUACAGGAUAUGGAUGGAGUAAUGUCCAAGAUUGAUCAAGCAGUUGCAAAUGGAGAAAGUAUAUAUGGGCGUUUCCCCCAAACAGCUAUUGAUCUGGUUUCAGACAGGGUUAGAGAGAUAAUUGAUUCUUCUUCAGAACUCAGCCUUUUGCUGAAAACUUGCGCAAAUGCAUUUCGCUUGUAUUCAAAGACAAAGCCCUCCCCUUCAAGGGAAUCUAUUAAAAGAGCAAAAGAUUUACCUCGGGAAGGGUUGCAUCCGAUAUUUAAAAACACACUUGAGGGUGGAGAGUUGAAGGCAUUGGCAUUUUCUGAACGGUUGAAGACAUUCAGGCCUGAGCAGACCAUUCUAGAAGCUGAAGGAAAAGCUGCUAAAUCAAAGAAUGUGAAGGGUCCUUCUCGUCAGUGGGUUGAUGUAAUGAAGAAAAAAAGAGCUAUUCAUGAAGGGAUAAUUAGUUUAGUGCAUCAGCAAAAUCAGGAACGUUCCAAUAAUCAUGCUGAAGAGGAAGAUGAAUCUGAGAUUAUUCCCUUAAAGAAAAAGAGAAAGAAAGAAUCUUCCGGUUCUAAAAGUAAGGCAACGAGCUUCAAGGAUGAGGAUUACUUUAUAAGUUCCAUACCCACAAAUCAUUUCUGUGGUUUUCGGAUCACAAAUAUUGGAACCUGGCUGACCUUUUGGACUUAUCCUACUAUUGUUGUCCAGCAUAUGGAAGCGGGACUCUCAGUGAGAGGGAAUGAGAACUUUGACUCUAAUAGGUUGGAAGCUGCUGUUCUAGAUCUAGUUGCAGAUGAUAAUGUGGGCAUGAAGAAACAGAAAUCUGUAUUUCAUUGGGAUAAGAGUGGGAAAAAGUACAUAAAGCUAACUUCACGCGACCGAGUGACUGCUAGUGGCAAGGUAAAGACAGAGAGUGGUGCCAAAGGAAAACUUGAGAAAACUGGAAUAUACAAUAAGUGGAAAGCACGUUCACACAAUAAAGUAUCUUUCAAAGGCACUGACGAAGGGAAUGCUGAGGAAGCCACAGGCAACCGGAGAUGGGAGGGGAACAGGGGGAACCCACGGGGAGGCAGGAAGCAGCAGUCUAUUCCUAAUGCUCAUGUGCGUUCUGAAAUCAAAGACUUGGAUCAAGUUCGGAAGGAGAGGCAGAAAAAGGCAGAUAGAAUCUCUCAUUUGAAGAGCAAAUCUACAAAGGGGGGUAAAAAAUUUGGUAAAAAUGGAAAAAGAGGAAAGGCAAAGAGGUAAAGAAUUGCCUAUUACAGCUCUUGUAAAAACACUAGAUGAAGGGAUGAAUGUUUCCAUCUUAUCGCCAAGAAAGAGAGAAAAAAGGAUAGGAGUAUUUGCUAUUGUUACCAAAUCACUGUACUCGAUUGUUCAACCAAUUUUGUACUUCUCAAAAGACGGAUGCUGUAGUGAAUUUUGUCUAGUAAGAGAGGUUUUUGUUAUUUACUUUUCA